AUCUCUCUUCCUUACUGACACUCAAACUCAAUUGGGUCAAUUCUCUCUCCUUCACCAAGCUAAGGCUCUCCUCGCUAAAUCCUUCUCUGCAACUUCUCCCUCCAAAUCCCGCUGCUCCUUCUCCAUUAAAGCAGCUGCUGAGGGUUCUGACCAAAAACCCCUCUAUUUCUCUCUCGUGGGUUUACUUAUCAAUUAUUCUUUCUUCACUACUCUUAGAUGGAAGGAAGUGAAAUUACUGAGACAGGGGAAGUAAAUGUGAAUGAGAAGAAGAAAAUUUUCGUUGCUGGGGCUACAGGGAAUACCGGCAAAAGGAUUGUUGAUCAGCUCCUGCUUAAGGGUUUUGCAGUGAAGGCUGGGGUUCGUGACAUAGAGAAGGCCAAGACUAGUCUUUCCAACAAUCCGGACUUGCAAUUUGUAAAAGCUGAUGUAACAGAGGGUCAGGAUAAGCUGGCUGAAGCUAUAGGUAAUGAUGCUGAAGCUGUGAUUUGCGCUACCGGUUUUCGACCUUCAUGGGAUCUAUUGGCUCCAUGGAAGGUUGAUAACUUUGGAACCAUAAAUCUGGUUGAAGCAUGCCGGAAAAACAGUGUAAAGAAAUUCAUUCUUGUUAGUUCCAUUUUAGUCAAUGGAGCUGCAAUGGGGCAACUACUCAAUCCAGCUUACAUCUUUCUUAAUGUAUUUGGACUAUCAUUGAUAGCAAAGCUGCAAGCAGAGAACUAUAUCAGGAAAUCUGGUAUAAACUAUACCAUCAUAAGGCCUGGUGGGUUGAGAAAUGACCCUCCAAGCGGAAACAUAGUCAUGGAGCCUGAGGAUACACUUUCUGAAGGUUCUAUAUCUAGAGAUCAGGUUGCAGAAGUUGCUGUUGAGGCGUUGCUUCUCCCAGAAUCUUCUUACAAGGUUGUGGAAAUAGUGUCUCGUGUUGAAGCUCCUAAGCGUUCGAUCGAAGAACUAUUUGGUUCUAUAAAGCCACACUGAUUUUAUUAUGAUAGUAGAUAAGCCAUAUCUACAUCAUGUUAUCUUCCCCCUGUCUUCUCUCUCUCUCUCCUCCCAGUUGAUAAGCUUGUUUAGCUUAAGUUACCUAACUAUAUAGCACAAUUUUUGUUGAUUAGAAGAGAGGAGAAACAUGCAUGUGUUGUAUAAAAGAAUGAGAACCUCUCUGCCUGGUAACUGAUCCAUACUGUUGGGAUGUGUAAAAUAAAUGAUGCUGUGGUAGAAGAUUGUGGCAGUUGAGCAAGAUAGAAUGCUUUUAAGGUGUGCACUUCGAUAAUUUUCCAUGAUAAUAAAUUUUUAGAAGCUAUUAUAAAUUCCA
Messenger RNA from Macadamia integrifolia, 1306 nucleotides. RefSeq lists its product as uncharacterized. The record is from RefSeq and is a predicted model, not a curated record. The transcript is spliced from 5 exons. Bases 217 to 972 code for a protein of 251 amino acids. Lineage: Eukaryota; Viridiplantae; Streptophyta; Magnoliopsida; Proteales; Proteaceae.